Molecule: messenger RNA, 2492 nt
Organism: Tremella mesenterica DSM 1558
Lineage: Eukaryota; Fungi; Basidiomycota; Tremellomycetes; Tremellales; Tremellaceae
Exons: 10
Coding region: 295-2355 (686 amino acids)
Biological process (GO): transmembrane transport
Cellular component (GO): plasma membrane
Molecular function (GO): transmembrane transporter activity
Source: RefSeq, a predicted model, not a curated record
CGUCUCCUUCAACUCUCCCUAAGCAUCAGCAUACAAAUCACUACCUGCCGAUCUCCCCACAACGUGGAAAUCGACAUCGAUGUGAUCAGGGUCACCACUGAGGCCACGUCAGCUCGAGUUGAUCCGGGAAAACGGUCGAUCACGCCUUAUCAACACCCGACUUGGCUCACGCGCUUCUUCCUCUUCACAAACACUACUCUUUCGACUCGUAAGCCUUAGGACCUUGCCUUGCUAGACUGUCACCUUGACUCUUGACUGCAUCAUACGCUCUGCUAUAGCUGGAGUACCAGAAGGAUGCCGUCAACCGCUGGACCAUCGACUUUCUCGGCGUAUGCGAGUCGUUUCUUAUCUGGCAAAACGUCGCCGCCCAGAGGAAGGGGAAUGGAAGAUGACAGUCAGAUCUUUCGUGCGACCUCUCCAUCUCCCCAUGAUCCCUUCAUCACCUCCCCUACCGCCUCAACCUCACAACCCUACCUUGCAGGCGGUCUCUCGCCUCCCGCUAUGCAAACUCCUCCAUUCCCAGGUAUAGGUAUCGACGACCUUCCCGAUAUAGGCGAUGGCUCUAUAGGCGUGGGCCUUCUAUUCGACGGUCCCAAAGAUAUGCCCGAGAGUGACCCUCCUAGGCGUUCAGCGUCUCGGAGCAAGUCAAGAGGUGUAGGAAAAUCAAAGAAAGGGGUACCAAACCCCUAUGAAACCAGCUCUGAGGAAGAAGCCGAGAUGCCUAUCGAUGUCGUUGCUUCAGUUCGCCAAUCUCUCAUACGACCCCCGCAACCGGCGCAGAAACCUUUGUCAAAGCGAGCACAAAAGGGUUGGUUAGCACAUCAAAGUAUCUUCCCUGCUUCUUCAUCGAGCGACAGCGAGGAGAGUGAUAAGAUAACCGAAGAAGACUCAGAAAUCGGCGAACAAGACGAGGAUGAGGAUGAUGAGGGAUACAUGCUGUCACCAUCCGAGCUGUACAAGGCAUCAAUGAGACCUCCGGCCUACAGCGGUGGCAAUCUGCAAGAACCUCUGCUGGGUCCGGACGAGCUAAUUUCUGAACGAGAUGGACGAAGGACGACGGUGCCUACGAGGUUACAUUUGUAUCAGGGUCGUUUCGGCCAUUGGGAGGGUGAUGCUUUGCGGAAAUACAAAGGUUUGUUCCCCACCGCCAGAUGCUCCAACCCGCCCAGCCCUGUCCAUCAUUCCCCUCCUCCCACUGCUCUUCGCUCUUCUCGUACCAACUCUGCUUGCACCGCCUGCAUUCCUGCUGUUGCUCCGGAAGACCGUUCGACCCGUCCUGUUAGCAACCGCAGUGAUCGAUGGUGGGGGACCACCGGACUCCGGAUAGGGGCUCUUUUGCUCUGGUUGCUGGCCGCGAUGUUUGGAAGAAUGGUAUGGCUCCGUCGCAAACGUCUGGAGAGAGCUGCAGCUGUUGUGGAGCUUUCAACACACCUGUUACUCACUCAUACCCCUUUAUUGCUUUUGACCCCUCUUCUUCUCAGUAUCUUCGCUGUCCUUUCCAUACCUUUCCUCACUAUGCUCUUACGACUCGGCAUGAUCGGUUACUGGCGUCAUCCACGUGAGAACACAUGGGUCUUCCAUAUCCGCCCUUAUGCCGGCUGGCUCAUCUUUCUUGUGACCCUCAUCUGGGUUUGGACAUGGAGUGUCCUUCGAGGGAUUGGUCGGGUAGCUGUGGCUGGUGUUGUUGGUGAAUGGUACUUCCAUCGAGAUGACCCUGGACACCCCUCUGCUGUGGACGUGACGACCGCUGCCGUACACCGUGCCACCGGUACUUCUCUCGGUAGCAUCUGUCUCGGCUCCGGUAUCGUCGCCAUCGUUCGAGUGGUCGGAAGGUCCGCUGCGGAGCUUCGUCGCAUCACCUCACCUCGCAAUCCCCUUCCUGCCCCCGUGGCCUUCCUCUCGAAGCUUACACCCCUUUUCGCCGUCAUCGCUAGUGUACUGGAUCAACUGAACGGCUAUGCUCUGGUAUAUGUCGGUUUAACAGGGGAGGCAUUCUGGCCCAGUGCGAAGAGAGCGGUCAACUUAGCUGGCAGACGAAAGGGAGGAAGAUUUCUAGAUUAUACACUCAUCAAACUUCUUCUCACCCUCAGUUCAACAGCCGUGGGAUUGUUCACGGCCACGGCGGGCUACCUGUAUAUGACACACACCUUGGCCAAUCCCGGAUACGCUCCGUUUGCCGCUUUACUUUGUGGAGGAAUCCCGUUCCUGGCUAUUCGCGCAGGGGCUGCGGUUCUGGGUGACACUGCUGAUGCGCUCUUCAUCUGCCAUCAAAUCGACCGUGAGCUAGGCGGUGGGCAUUGCCCAGAAGCAAAGAAAGCUUUUGAAGGCGAACCUAGAGAUGUCGAAUCUGUGUAAGAUCUCGAAUCGUUUCGAAGUUCCGGCUACUAUCAACUCUUGACCCAUCCCAUCUGUAAACCACACAUUAGAAUCUAUUGACUUUUCUUUCUGUACUGACUCCGCUGUAUCGUUGAACAUGCAUCAGGUACUCUACU